Messenger RNA from Pseudopodoces humilis (Tibetan ground-tit), 2208 nucleotides. It is a transcript of the gene SLC39A11, whose product is annotated as solute carrier family 39 member 11. Gene Ontology annotation, molecular function: zinc ion transmembrane transporter activity. Gene Ontology annotation, biological process: zinc ion transmembrane transport. The record is from RefSeq and is a predicted model, not a curated record. Gene Ontology annotation, cellular component: membrane. Lineage: Eukaryota; Metazoa; Chordata; Aves; Passeriformes; Paridae.
GUUCUGGCACCGGCCACGGCCUCCAGCUGUGAGGGGGCACCGCUCCCGAGCUCCAGGUCAGCAUGAUCCCGGGAUUUGGGCCGGUGCCGCAGGCGGUGCUGGGGACGUUGCUCACCUGGGGGCUGACGGCGGCAGGGUCAGCGCUGGUGUUCGUGUUCUCCAGUGGGCAGAGGCGGAUCCUGGAUGGGAGCUUGGGCUUUGCCGCGGGGGUCAUGCUGGCAGCGUCCUACUGGUCCCUGCUGGCCCCAGCCAUCGAGCUGGCCGAGGAGUCCGGCACCUUCGGAGCCUUCUCCUUCUUCCCGGUGGCUGCGGGCUUUGCCCUGGGAGCAGCGUUCGUGUACGGGGCUGACCUGCUCAUGCCAGUGCUGGGGUUCUCUGGCCCUUCCCACGCUGCCCUGGCGCUGAGCUGUGAGCAGCGAGCCCUGAAGGAGAAGCAGGAAUGUCGGGAUGUCGGGAGCGAGCUGUCCAUCAGGAUAGGCAGAGCUGGGCUGCAGCCAGACAAGGCUGAGAACGGGGAGCCGUACCAGCGGAGGAGGGGAGUGGGGUCCCCCCUUGCCGAGGACCCCCCGGCAUUCCCGGCUCCCCGGGACGGAGCCGCCCUGGCCGGGAGCAGCAGCUGGAGGAGGAUCACGCUGAUGAUCCUGGCUAUCACCAUCCACAACAUCCCCGAGGGCCUGGCGGUGGGAGUUGGGUUCGGGGCCGUUGGAAAAUCCGCAUCCGCCACAUUCCAAAGCGCCAGGAACUUAGCCAUUGGGAUUGGGAUCCAGAACUUCCCGGAGGGCCUGGCUGUCAGCCUGCCUCUGCGUGGCGCGGGAUUUUCCACCUGGAAAUCCUUCUGGUACGGCCAGCUGAGCGGGAUGGUGGAGCCCCUGGCCGGCGUGCUGGGCGCCUGGGCCGUGGCGCUGGCGGAGCCGCUGCUGCCCUACGCGCUGGGAUUCGCGGCCGGAGCCAUGGUGUACGUGGUGAUGGACGACAUCAUCCCCGAGGCACACACCAGCGGUAACGGGAAGCUGGCGUCCUGGAGCUCCAUGCUGGGAUUUGUGGUGAUGAUGUCCCUGGAUGUGGGGCUGGGAUAGGGCAGUGCCGCGUUCCCGGAGGAGCCGUCAGAGCCCCGCGUGCCGCGGGAUUGGGACCGGCCGCGCCUCGGCCCGGGACUGGAUCUGUACAUAGAUUUUUUGGGAUCUGGUUUGGUGUUGAUUCCCUCCGAUUUUGUAUCUCCCCCUCCCCUCCGAGUUCCCGACGUGGGUGGGUCCUCCCAGAUCCUGCUUUGGUUUUCCUCUUGGAAGCGGUGUUGGAUGGCGCUGGGCUGGAUUCUCCAAGGAAAGGCACUCGGGGUUUUGAUCGGAGCUUGGGAAUUCCCUGUCCCGUGUGGAGGAGGUGAUAAACCGUGGGAUCGCAGCUCUGCCACGUCCUGCUGCUCCUCGGGAAUUGGUUUGGAUGGAUGGAGACAGUCCAGGCAAAUAAAGAUGAAAUUCCUUGGGAUCUCUGCAAGAGGGAAAUGUCAUUUUUUUUCCUAAAUGUGUCUCCAACGGGCUGUGUCCAAUGAUCCGGGGUUUUCUAUGGGGGAAAAUCCAGCAGGAAAGGAGGAUUUGAGUGUUUUCCAGCACGUGACGGGGCUCCACACUGGCCCUGCCUGGAUGCAAUUCCAUGUGGGGCUCUCCAGCCUUCCCAAGGGAUUCAGAAUUCCCUGAAGAGCCAAGCCAGGGUUAUCCCGGUCACCCCACACCCGCAGGAAGAGCCGAGCCAGCACCGGAGCGUUCCAGGAUGAGCGAGUGAAUCCCUUGGGAUGAAUUAAUUAUCCCACCCGGAGAGCCAGGAACACACACGGGGGUCUCUGCCUCUUCUCCUGCUGCUUCCCAAGCGUUUCUCAUGGAACGGCUCUUCCUGGGAGCUGAGGAUUGAUCCCGGCUGAGCAGCGAGUCCCCCGGCCAGGAGGGAAUUGCUGGGAUUGGAAGGAUGCUGCAAAUCCCAGCUCCCAUCUCCAGCACAAAGGGCUUCCCUGAGCCCUCCCGUGGGAAUAACUGGAUCUCCUGGCUGCCUCCUGCUGCUCAGCCCCUCUGGAAGCGGGGCUGGGAUAUCCCGGAUCCGCCUUCGGUCCUGCCGGGGCCAAAAGUUGGAAUAAACUGAGCUGGAGCUGGCCCUUUUUGUAUGAUCCUUGUUUUUCCAUUGGAUUUCCUUUCUGUGUCCCCCUGGAUGAUCCAAAGCUCC